AAGAAAGAAAGAAAAAAAAAAAAAAGAGAAACCAGAAAAGGGAGAGAACCCGCAGCUACUUAGAAGAAUUGUAAGGGGAGCGGAGCAAGAGCGGCGUUGGAGACGGCGGGAAGCAGGGGCAGGCUGCGCGCUCCCGAGGCCCGGCGAGGAGGAAGGAUGAUAAACGUGGUGGCCGUGUGGCUGGUGGCCCUUUGCUUCCAGGCUGCUGUCGCGCAAACUACAAAUCUGAACCUUCCCCCUGAAGACCUGGAUUCAUCUGGUGAUGAAGAUGAUGCAUUCUCAGGCUCAGGUGCAGGUCCUCUGACCGACCAGUCUCGCACCUGGAGAAUCCUAGAAGAAUCAAUUAAUUCCUCAGUAGUGGCAGCACCAGUGGAUUUCAGUGAACAGCCAUUUCCUGGGAUUGAGAGCAGAACUGAAAAAGAAGUAAUAUCUCCUUUUGCAACCAGUAAUGUGGUGACAGAGGAGCCAGUUGUAGCUGUGAAGGACGAAGUAUCCAUCCUGGGCUCCCCUGAUGGGAAACCAACAAGUUACGUGGUCACAACAACAGUGAGAAGCCCCACUGCUCACGUCCCUUCCCUGGUUCAUGUGACUCCUUCAGGAGCCUCUGCUGUGGUCCAUGAACCUCAGCUGCCCAGCUCUGAUGUGCCAGACACCAAGGGGAUGCCUGAGCCCCACCCUACUGCCCAUGGGGAGGGAGAUGUCGCUGCCACCCCCGCAGCCACAGCUCCAAAGGAUGCUGUUCCCACACGUGAGGAGGUUUCUGAAGAUGGCUCUGGAGACCCGGGAGACUUCAUCCUGACUAAAGAGGAGGAUUCUGUCCCCACCCAGAACUCAGAAGUACUGGCUGACUCUGAGAGGAAUGCCAAAGCAGCAGGAGCCUCGGGAAUUAUGGACAGAAAAGAAGUUCUUGGAGGUGUUAUUGCUGGAGGACUUGUAGGCUUGGUGUUUGCUGUGUUUCUAGUUGCAUUUAUGCUGUACAGAAUGAAGAAAAAAGAUGAAGGCAGCUAUUCACUGGAUGAACCAAAACAGUCUAACGGAGGAUACCAAAAACCACACAAACAAGAGGAAUUCUAUGCAUAAACAUUGAUCUUCAGGACACUUCUUAUUCCAUCUUUCUUGGACUCUUCUCUCCCUGCACGUGGACCUCCUAGUGUGCUUUGCAUUAAACUUAAGCCAUAUGAUCAUUGGGUUAUUUGCCCUUACCACUUUGUCAUUGGAAAUUUUAUAACUACAAAGUAGAUCUGGAUUCAUUGAACAUUCCCUGCUUUCUUGCACAACUUUUUUUUUUUUUUCCAAACAGAAAUGGAACUGCAAGUUUCUAAACUCACUUUGGUUUAUCUAAAGACUGCUGGGACAGGCGGUGGGGAGAGGAUAAGGGAGCACUGUAUGUAUAAAAUUCUUGAUAUUUAGGGAAAGGGCUAGCAAGAAUAACCAAUUAUCAGUGCUCAAAUUCUGUAUAGCAGGGAUCCUUCCUAUUUAAGUCAUAGAUGUGUUUUGAGCGUAACAAGUGGGUGUGGCAGACAAUUGGUACACUGCUAUCCUCUAGCUCUUUCUGACAGCUGUAUUUGGAGCACUUAAUGCCUAUGAAACAUCAUCUGAACUUGAUCUCUGCCAAAAGGAGGUGUGAGGGGCAGGGUAAACAAAUGAUUAUCACAUGAUUUAAAAUAACUUAUAUUUUGGAAGCGUUAUCCCAUACUCAGAACCAGCUCAUAAGCAGUCGAUACAUACACUAGCAAAAAGCAAACCCCAAAACUAAGCGAAGAGUUAACUUUACCAAUAGUGUUGGGCUGUCCCACUACCCCCCCCCUCCUCUCUCUCUCUCAAGGUGUAGGCAAGAAGUAGGUUUUUCUGAGCAGUCUCAUCUCAGCCAUUCCCUUUCCUAGGUGCCAGGCUGAGGCUGGCUGUGCUGCUGGAGCUGAUUUACCCCGGGGCAGUGCUGUGGCUGUCUGGGAGCCCUCUGUGCCACGGGGUGCCCUGGCACACAGGGUGGGAGGUGGGAAUGCGCUCCUGGCUGCAGCUGAGGAGCAGAGAACCAUCUGGGAUGGGCCUGGGGAAGGCUGAGCCUGCGUGGCCUUAAGCAGAUCCAGCACUUGUGUGCCUGACUCGCUGCUCCGGAGCGGCUCCUUGGGAGCUGCUCCUGCACUUUGGAGAGAAGCCACUCCAGGCUGCCAGUGUAAGGGCAGAGAAGCACCUCCUGGGCCAAGUCUGGCUGCUGGAGCUGUGUGUGGCCAGUGUGCUGUCAGGUGCCAGGCACUGGGGCUCCGGAGCCCUGCAGAGCGUCCCAGACCCAGGAACACGGUGUGGUGUUCUGUACCAGCCUUACUUCUGCUCUGCCUCUGGGCAGCUUCUUGCCACUUCAGUUCCUCGUCACUCAGUGCAGAAGGUAUGGGGUGGGUGCAGGAGUGUGUGCAACUGAUGUAAAUAUUUGUACUGUUGAGCCAGAGGGAAUGAUCCGAGUGUGUUGGACAAUAUUGCAACAGUUGGUACAAAUGUUGCACGUUAACAGACAAACUAAAAAACCUGUGUAAUUUAAAUGAAGUAUAAAACACUCCUGAGCUGCCAUGCAGCUAAAAUUGGUGCCUUCUCUGCAAACACAAGGGAAAAAAACCCCAAAAUGUCUUGAUUCCAAACUCUUCUUUAUGCACACAGACAACUUGUGCAUAUGUGUAGAUGGCUGUUUUUUUAAGUAAAGCUGCAACAACCAUUAUGGUUUUUUGUUAGGGUUGUUUUGUUUUCAGUUGUUUUUUUGUUUUGGGUUUUUUUUGUU
Messenger RNA from Ficedula albicollis (Collared flycatcher), 2767 nucleotides. It is a transcript of the gene SDC1, whose product is annotated as syndecan 1. Gene Ontology annotation, cellular component: cell surface; membrane. The record is from RefSeq and is a predicted model, not a curated record. Bases 157 to 1080 code for a protein of 307 amino acids. The transcript is spliced from 5 exons. Lineage: Eukaryota; Metazoa; Chordata; Aves; Passeriformes; Muscicapidae. Gene Ontology annotation, biological process: cell migration.